UCUUCUCGAUCGCCUGUGCUGUCAUUUGAGUUGGACACGCAGCCUUCGAGCUUCUGCGCUCUUCCUUCCCGUUUCCCAUCUCCCAGAGCCUUUCUUCUCUUCUCUUCUCUUCUCUUCGACAAUUAAUUUCUUAUCGACCUUUUUUUUUUAAAGGAAAAAAAAUAAUUUCGUAGCGUAAAAAUUUGCGAUCCACUCGGAAACAAUUUUAUAAAGAGCUUUUUCUUGCAUUUUUUAUUGGUUUAAAAAAAUAAUCUAACCUAACGCUGAUUUUCUUUUUCUUUGUAUUUUAUUUUGCUUCGAAUGGCGGGGCUUGAUUUCGGCACGGCCUCACGGUUCGUGCACCCACUGCGCCUCCACCUCCCCCACGGGAAGGGCGACGAGGGCGAUGGCUCGCCUGGCGGAGGGGAGGAGGAGGGAGCUGGGUACGGGGGGCUGGAGCUGUCGACGCCGUCCGGGGAGGUGGGGGGAAGGCGGCCGCGCGGCCGGCCGCCGGGGUCGAAGAACAAGCCGAAGCCGCCGGUGAUCAUCACGCGGGAGAGCGCGAACGCGCUGCGGACGCACAUACUGGAGGUGGGCGGCGGGUGCGACGUGUUCGAGUGCCUGACGACGUACGCGCGCCGGCGGCAGCGCGGCGUGUGCGUGCUCAGCGGCAGCGGGACGGUGGCCAACGUGACGCUCCGCCAGCCGGGCGGCGGGGGAGGCGGCGAAGGGGCGGUGGCGGCGGCGCUGCAGGGGAGGUUCGAGAUACUGUCGCUGUCCGGCUCGUUCCUGCCGCCGCCCGCGCCGCCGGGGGCCACCAGCUUGGCCGUGUUUUUGGCGGGCGGGCAGGGGCAGGUGGUGGGGGGCAGCGUGGUGGGCUCGCUGAUCGCCGCGGGGCCGGUCAUCCUGAUCGCCGCGUCGUUCACCAACGUGGCGUACGAGAGGCUGCCGCUAGAAGACGAGGAGGACGAGGCAGCGGCCGCUCAGCAGCAGCAGCAGCAGCAGCUGGAGAUCCAGCACCCGGCGCCGUCGACGAACGGCGCCAGCAGGACGGCCGCCGGACUGGGACUGCCGUCGCCGUUUGCCGACCCUUCGUCCGGUCUUCCGUUCUUCAAUUUGCCGCUCAGUAUGUCUCAGCUGCCGGUGGAUGGGCGCGGCGGCGACGCGUGGCCCGGAAGCGCGUCUUCCACCGCCGGAAGACCACAGUUCUGAUCAACGAUGAACCGGCGACGAACCUGUAUAACUACUACACUCUAAUUUCCUUUGCUGUGAUAUUUUGGUGUUCGAAUUGUUCUUCUCCUUCAAAUUAAAACCCAGCUUUUGCUGUUUUCUAUU
This is a messenger RNA of Zingiber officinale, 1314 nucleotides long. RefSeq names its product AT-hook motif nuclear-localized protein 23-like. Gene Ontology annotation, cellular component: nucleus. NCBI's taxonomy places the organism in Eukaryota, Viridiplantae, Streptophyta, Magnoliopsida, Zingiberales, Zingiberaceae. The record is from RefSeq and is a predicted model, not a curated record. The transcript has a single exon. Gene Ontology annotation, molecular function: minor groove of adenine-thymine-rich DNA binding; DNA-binding transcription factor activity. The coding region runs from base 301 to 1191 and encodes 296 amino acids.